UGUGUGCUAUAAAACACAGCAGGAGCGAGACCCGACGGUGGUCCAGCUCCGUGCUAAAAUGAGGCCUUCAACAACCGGCACGCUUGCCGCGUCCCUGCUUUGCGCCGUGAUGGCACUGACUGCAGUUGAUGGACAAAUCCUGGCCAACAGUUCUUGCCCUGGCAAUUGGACUGCUUCGGGGAACCGUUGUUUCCGCCUCCUUCCCAAUCACAUGACUUGGUCUACAGCUCAUAAACAAUGUCAGCACAUGGGGGCCAACCUUGCAUCAGUACAUGACCAAAGCGACGUAGACUUGAUCCAGCGCUUGGCGGGAACCCUGACCUCCGUGUGGCUCGGAGGCUCGUCUUGUCAACAGACAAACAUGUGGUUCUGGUGGGACGGAACAGAAACGGACUUUACAUACUGGUGCCCAGGUUUCCCAAAAGAAAAAUACAACGCAGAGGGGUGCUGUCUGCAUAUUUCUUUUAAAGAUGGAAAUUGCUGGGAAGAGAAGGCCUGUAACAACUUGCUCUCCUCCGUCUGUGUCAUGAAGCGUACUUAACUGCAGAAGUGCCGGGCACAGAGCCGUCGAGUGCAGAAAGAAUUGAAAUUCAGACAUUAUGUGAAUACAUGCAACUUGUCAACAA
Messenger RNA from Nerophis ophidion (straightnose pipefish), 626 nucleotides. RefSeq names its product type-2 ice-structuring protein-like. The record is from RefSeq and is a predicted model, not a curated record. The transcript is spliced from 5 exons. Gene Ontology annotation, molecular function: signaling receptor activity. Bases 59 to 541 code for a protein of 160 amino acids. NCBI's taxonomy places the organism in Eukaryota, Metazoa, Chordata, Actinopteri, Syngnathiformes, Syngnathidae.